This is a messenger RNA of Drosophila bipectinata, 2025 nucleotides long. RefSeq lists its product as uncharacterized. The record is from RefSeq and is a predicted model, not a curated record. NCBI's taxonomy places the organism in Eukaryota, Metazoa, Arthropoda, Insecta, Diptera, Drosophilidae.
AUGGAGUCUCGACUUCGAGCCACCCAUCCUUUAUACAAAGUCUUUGCCUUCUGCUGCUUUCUGGGGUUUAUGGUUUACCUCAUCCAACGGCGAAGUGAUUUCUCGAAUUUGGAAUUGACAGAACCCAUCCGACUGCCUACAACCCACGGAUCAGGACUCAAAGAAGUCGACUUACCUGUUGAAGAAAAUCCAAAGACUAAAAAAUUCUUUGUGAAAACAUCGAAAUGUGAAAUUCCGUAUGUCGAUCCUUUCUCUGCAGAAGUCAUGGAGUUUUACAAGCCUCAGACUCUGGUAAAAUGCACCAAUGACAGCGAUCUGGUAUCUACGGAAUAUAACCCAAAGAUCCAGAGAUAUAUUUUGCGAAUUGAUGAGGAAGUUGCAAUGGACUUGCUUAACCACACGGAUGUGGAGUACAAUUGCUUUUACCGGGAAGUUGAGUACGGCAGUGAGGCAGACACCUUUGACAAGCUCAGGGCCAAUAAGUAUUUCUCGGAUGGCUAUGUAGUACCCUUACAUGUUGAAGGUAUUGUGGUUGAGUGCCGAACAGCUGACGAGCCAACAAAACUUCUUCAAAAGGACGCCUUUACAUUUGUGCAAUACCAGCCCCUUCCCAAGGACAUGAAGCAGAAACAUGGAGUGCGAAAACCCAGUGUUAUAAUGUACGGGAUUGACUCACUUUCUCGGAUAAAUCUAAGAAGAACAAUGCCCAAGGUCUUCAAGUUCCUUCAGGGCGAUGGAUGGCACGAGAUGCAGGGAUACAAUAAGGUUGCUGACAACUCUUUUCCCAAUAUCUUCGCGAUGCUCAGUGGCUAUUCGGCCGAAACGGCAAAGGAGCAAAUAUGUGAUACAGACAAAGAAGGUUGUUUUGACAAAAUUCCCAUGAUAUGGAAGUACUUCAAAAAUGCCAGCUAUUUGACAGGCUAUGCGGAGGACGCAAGCGCCCUGAAUCACUUUAGUUAUUGCAAGCCGGGCUUUCAGAAGAAGCCCAUGGAUUUCUAUUUUCGACCUUUUUUGAAGGCUCUGGAGUCAAAGUUGGAUGAAUACCGAUUGCCCGACUACGACUUAAUGCGAUAUUGUAUGGGCCGCCGGAUAACUAAUCGUUAUAUAUACGACUAUGGACGCAUGUUUACGAAGAGAUUCGUUCACGAACGUCCCAUCUGGGGAAUGUUCUGGUCGAGCCACUUUAGUCACGACGAUCCUUUCUUGCCAUCUGCCAUGCAGGACCAGAUCCUUGGCGACCUCUUGGAUCUGAAGGAGGCUGGUGCUCUAGAGAAUACGAUCAUGAUAUUCUUCGCCGAUCAUGGAAUCAGAUGGGGGCGUCUGACAUGGCUAAAGCAAGGUUUUCUGGAGGAGCGGCUGCCCAUGAUGUUCAUUUAUCUUCCUCCCUGGUUUCGGGCGACCUAUCCAUCCUUUGUCCGGGCACUGAAGAUCAACCAAAACCGGCUGUGCUCCAACUUCGAUAUCCACAAUACGCUGAAACACAUCGUUGAGAUGGGAGGCACUCCGGAUGGACCCGUACUGCCAAAGGCCUUCGACUGCCCCACCUGCCAGUCCCUCUUCCAUGUCCUGCCGGAGGAUCGCACCUGCGCCCAGGCGGCCAUCGACGAUCACUGGUGCACCUGCGAGCCCUACAUCCUCAUCCCUGAGACAGAUUGGACCAAACAAAUUUCCCGCAGUGUGAUCGAUCGGAUGAACGAGUAUUUUGUGGCCAAGAAUCUAACCAAACUCUGCUCCAACUUGACCCUGCGCCAUGUCAUUAAGACGGAGAUCAAAUCGGGCCAAGAAGUAAAAUGGCAAGAUGAGCGACUGCCGGAGUUGGAGAAGGCCGUCUACCGGGUCCACUUUAAAGUUAAUCAAAAUAGCGCCGACUUUCAAGCCACUGUCGUCUACAAUAAUGUCACCCAGAUCUCCGAAGUAAAUGUGGAAAAAAUCAGUCGAACAAACUCGUACCGCGAAGACUCCACCUGCAUCGAGGACAAGCUAGCGAAGCUGUACUGUAUUUGCUAUAGCGAUCUCAAGCAGUAA